AGAGGGAGGAAGCUGUGGAGGUUGGUCGGCAAGAUAAGCCAAUGAAACGGUGCACUUGGAAAGUGGGUGUGUGGACGUCGUUCAGUUGGGAGAAUUAUCUCGGAAACUGGCGAGAAUCUGUGGCUCUGCAGUCAGCUGUUUCACAAGAACAUGCCUGGUGUUGAGCCAAGAUGGCGUCCUAUGUAGCGCUAGUUGCAGUUGUAGUGGAGAACAAGGGGGCGGGUCUAAAACUGCAUCACAGCUGAUCUGGAGGUUUUUCCCCCUUAAGUUGUUUUUUGCAGAGAGCAGCUUUGCAGAGAUCUAAACAGGGGGACCUCUCUCUUGUUUUCUAUCUUGCCAUUUUGGAACCAAGCGAAUUUAAAAGAAGAUCCUAUAUUUUUUUUCAGCCAAUGAUCGGAUUUUAAACCCCCUGCGCGGAUUUAUUAUGGCACUUGUUUUAAGAAAAAGCAGUAUUUUUCACCCGAAUACCCUUGUUUUUUGUCACCCACGGGGAAUUUAGCCCUGGUCUGACCCAGUUUUAGUGCUUUUGCCUUCAGUGCAUCCCAUGUUUUAGUCCGAGCUUUCAGUGGAGAUGUUUUCGGCAGGAGAGGAGCUUAAUUCCCAUUUGUUUACCUCACUGAAGGAGUCCCCUGGAGCUGCAAUCUCACCAACACUGGAGCUCAGUCUCACUGCCGUCUACACCUUCCUCUACUCAUUUCUGUUUGUUUUCGUGUACCUGCAGCUCUGGCUCAUUUUGCACUACGGACACAAGCGAUUCAGCUUCCAGAGUGUGUUUUUGUUUCUGUGCUUGCUCUGGACUGCACUGAGGACGACCCUCUUCUCUUUCUACUUUAAAAAUGUGGUGCAGGCCAACCAGCUGCAGCCUCUGGCCUACUGGCUGCUCUACUGCUGCCCUGUCUGCCUGCAGUUCUUCACCCUAUGCCUACUCAACCUCUACUUCACACAGGUGAUGUUUAAGGCUAAAGCGAAGUAUUCUCCAGAGCUCACUAAAUACAAGGUUCCUCUGCGUCUGUUCUUCCUGUGUCUCAGUAUAUUUUUCCUGGUGGUAAAUUUAACUUGUGCGUUGUUAGUGCAAGGAGCUCUGGAGCGCUCUGAGUCACCAAGUGAUGUGGGAAUCAGACAUGCGGUCCUGGCCCGGGUCCUGAUCAACGACAGUCUGUUCGUCCUGUGUGCUGUCUCUCUGGCCGUCUGCAUCUUCAAGAUCGCCAAAAUGUCCUCUGCCAAUGUUUACCUCGAGUCCAAGGGUACAUCAGUGUGCCAAGCUACAGCCAUAGGAGCCGUGGUGAUCCUGCUGUACACAUCUAGAGCCUGCUACAACCUGGUGGUGGUGGCCCUGUCGCCGCAGGACAGACCCAACCCCUUCAACUACGGCUGGUUCAGCGUUUCCGAUCAGGCUGAUGUGCAGGAGAUCAGCGGUGAAGCCUACGUUGUGUUUGGGAUCAUUCUGUUCUUCUGGGAGCUGCUACCUACAAGUUUAGUGGUGGUGUUCUUCAGAGUCCAGAAACCCAACCAAAACCUGGCUCCAGGUGGAAUGAUCAACAGCCACAGUUUCAGCUCCAGAGCUUAUUUCUUUGACAACCCUAGACGGUACGAUAGUGAUGAUGACCUGUCCAGAAGCAUUAAUAGUAGGACUGAUCGGGCCAGCCUUCUCUCCAACCCUCCCCAGCUGGGUACGUCAAGUUGGUACGGCGCCAUCCAACGCAAUGCAACACUGACUGCGAGUGUCGGGACCGCCCAGCAAGCGCCAUCUUCUACGGCCCCCCUCCUGUUCGCCUACGGAAACAUCCAGAGUCACAACCCACACCAUCACAACUAUUACUCCACCCCGCAGAACAACAACCACCACCAUCACCAUCAUCACAGUAACUUCUAUUCCACGCCACAGAAUUAUUACUCUGGGUCACAAACUUAUUUCUGCACCCCACAGAAUUAAACUAGGUUAGAGUUAAAAAAGACUAAUAGAAAUCUAUCCUGUCACUAUUUUGCUUCCCCAGAUCAUCAUUUCGUUUACUUUUGAAUGAUACUCUGAGGGAUUGCUUUGGAUCAGGUUGGGCCUAAAAGUUGGAUCAAAUUUUGAUGGCAUCAGUAGCUGGGAAGUUAUUUUGCCAUGACCAACUGCUUCUUUUUUUUUUUAGGACAUUACUGUCACAGAAAUCAAAGGCAGGACACAUGUACCUGAGUUUUAGCAAUAAUGUGGCUAAUACCCCUAAAAGACCAAACUCUUUAUGUUAAAUGUUUUAGUCACAAGAUGGGAAUCAUUAGGGACCAGAUAAUCAUAGCUCUCAUCAUCUCAACUUGUAAAUUGCAUCCAAGUAUGGAACAUAUCAUUCUGCUCAGACAAGAACCAUGUAGCAGGCGAGCUAACAUGACUAAUGAUGAGGCCGCCAUGGGCUGUUGUUCAACAGUUCCUAACACACAGACAUUAUUUACUUGACAAAAGUCUAAGUGUUAUUUGGGUUGUCAAAAGAGUUGUGUGACUGUUAUUAAUCAGCACGCAUAUUAUACAAUCGCGUAAGGAUUGAAGGGUCAUUCUGGCAGGAAGAGAAAAGUGUAGGAUUCUGGCCUACUAGCUUAACCUCAAUUCUUAAUAAAGCUUUUCUGACAAUGAAAAACAAAUCUCCAUCUAACUACAGAGGAUAAAGAGGGUAUUUUACGUUGUUUCUUACAUUUUAGGUCUGGUGACAGGUGACUGGCUUGACAGGAAUUAGCAGUUGCUAAUUUGCCAUUGGCUUUCACAGUGAGAGCUAGCUUAUCGCCUCUGCUAACAGUUAGCUUAAACUCAAGCUGACAAAGUUCCCAGAGACCUAGCCAAACUGAAUUGCAAAAAAGCAAUCCUUAACAUACUUGGCAAUAUUAUCUUUGUUGCCACAUAAUUGUUACACCAAUAGCCAGCUUAAGACUGUGACCUGUCUACUCAGUAGGCUACUGGAUUUUAUUUUAACAUGUAAAAAAGGCUUAUUACAUUCUCAUAACUGACUCAAUCAAAAAUACUGGUCAGUUUUUUUCAGUGUUCACAAGUCUCAUCCAUGUAAACUGCUUACAGCCACAAAAGAGCUGCCAUAUGCUUGGUAAUGUCAAUCUCAAUAGCACAAGCUUGAUCGUGUGUGAAAAAUGUAACAUCUAACAAUUGCAUAUAUUAUGAAAAUACAUUGUGGAGGAACAGUUUCAAUUAAUGACUUAAAUGACCGACUCAGGCUUUCAACAAAAUGAGCUCAGUUACGAGAACAUGCUAUGGUUUUUGGAUUAUUUAAACAGCAGCCAAAUCCAAGUUUAUUUCCCCAUAAUUAUCCAAUGGAAACUAAACACUUAUAACAGGGAGGCGCCAUACACUGUCAACUUGCUGAAUGUUUGGGGUUAAAAAACAUGUCAUGGAUCCUACUGGGCAGUAGCACUAUCAUUUAGAUGAGAGUUUCAAUGUGUAAGCUGCAUUCGACUUUGUAAUAACCCCAGGAUUGUAUAUUAACGGGUGGAAAUUAUCAUAUUUUGGACCAAAAAAUAUUCGCUGAAGCAACAAUUUGCACUUAGAAAAAAAGUUCACCUUAAGAGAAAAGAGCAUACUUGUUUUAUGCAUUUUCUUCAAUCAUUGUCUGUAUUUAUCUUUUACUAUUUAUCCAUUUUAAGAAAGGAAAUAUCAAUGUGCCAUCACAUUUGGUCUUGUCUUAUAGUUUCAUUCCAAAAGGAAAAUAUUUUUGCACAAGAAUGAUCGGAUAAUGUAUUUUUAAAGGUUUGUGUGUCAACCUAAUCCAUUUCUAAUCCAUGUGAUUUCUCUGAGUCUGUGUGUGUGUGUGAUCUCACAUUUGAGUUUUUUCUUUUAUACAUUUAUAUUUUUAUUGUUUAACAGAUUGUAUAGUUUAUUUUUUCUCCUAUUGUUCAUUAUCUCAUAAAUCUUCUGAAUCUCAUGACAGACUGCAGCCUGUAAGCAAUAUUUCACUUUGAUGGAACAUUUUUUGGUAUGUAUAGCAAACCAAAAUCAGCGUUCGCAUCUGUGCUAAGUCACAACUUAAGAAGAGAGGUGUGACCCAACAUCAAGGUACUUACACAGACGUCAGCUGUCAUGAAACUCAAUCUGUAAAUGACCUAGCAAACUUUUGAGUUUAUACAAGAAAACACAGGACACUGAAAACGACACUGAAAUACAAAGAUGGAAAUGAAGCUGUUCACCUAUUUCCGAAAUAAUAUCAUCUGCAGUGCAUGCUUCUGCAUCAGAGUGCAAGAUCUCAGUGUCAUACUUAUUUUCCAAGGUGAUUUAAUUUAUGUAAAAAUGUUGCUCUAUCUGCUAAAAUGGCAGUGUUAUGAUUUGUUUCAUGUUAUGGAUUGUUUUAUCUGUGGCCAUAUUGAAUGUAACCUGACAGAUCACUAACAAUGUAUGCAAGAAAAGCACUACCAUGUUUAAAUAAAGGCCUACUGCACUGUUUUUAAAACUAAAAUAAC
Eleginops maclovinus (Patagonian blennie) is the source of this 4431-nucleotide messenger RNA. RefSeq names its product G protein-coupled receptor 137c (gene gpr137c). Gene Ontology annotation, biological process: positive regulation of TORC1 signaling. The transcript is spliced from 8 exons. The coding region runs from base 572 to 1933 and encodes 453 amino acids. NCBI's taxonomy places the organism in Eukaryota, Metazoa, Chordata, Actinopteri, Perciformes, Eleginopidae. Gene Ontology annotation, cellular component: lysosomal membrane. The record is from RefSeq and is a predicted model, not a curated record.